AAGAAAGAAUGCAGAGAAGACCCAUUAUAAUCGGGUAGGAUUGGAUCCUUCCUAGCCAAUUCGAACCGGCUUAAUAGAGAGCCUGGUUAUCCCUGGCUCAAACGCAGCUGCUCUCGGGUCAAUUGAUAGAAAGAGCCGCGAGAAGAACAAAGGUGGGAUCUUCUUCUUCUUCUGCCGUUUAGGGUUUUGAUAAGAAAUCCCUUAAACCAAUCUCGUAAAAGGAGGACCCUUGUGUGAGAGGUGUGGGGAGAGAGAGGUGAGAUCGAGAGCUAAGAGCGAGGGGAGGAGGAUAGAUAUAUUAGAACAUUGCGUGCGUCUCUCAAACCGUAUAAUCUUUUAUCAUCUUCUUCUACCUCAAUUAGUCCUGCCAUUUUUCCAGGAUGUCGGACAGAAAGCUCGUGGUUUUGGGUAUCCCAUGGGAAAUUGAAACCGAUGGCUUAAAGGAUUAUAUGAGCAAAUUUGGAGAUAUUGAAGAUUGUAUUGUCAUGAAGGAUCGUUCCUCUGGGCGUUCUCGUGGUUUUGGUUAUGUAACAUUUGUAACAGCUGAGGAUGCUAAGAACGUAUUGGAUGGAGAACAUUUCCUGGGAAAUAGGAUGCUUGAGGUGAAAAUUGCCACACCCAAGGAGGAGAUGAGAGCACCAGCUAGAAAAGUCACUAGAAUUUUUGUGGCUAGAAUCCCACCAUCUGUAACUGAAACAGUUUUCAGAAGUCACUUUGAGAAAUAUGGUGAAAUAACAGAUCUGUACAUGCCAAAGGACCCAAGCACCAAAGGACAUCGUGGAAUUGGAUUUAUUACCUUUGCAACAGCUGAAUCUGUUGACGAUUUAAUGGUUGAAACUCAUGAUCUGGGAGGCUCAGCUGUAGUAGUUGAUCGAGCAACGCCCAAGGAAGAUGACUUCCGGCCAGUAAGUCGAAUGUCACAGGGUGGCGGUGGUGGUUAUAGUAGCGGUUAUAGUAGUGGUGGAGGUGGUGGUUAUGGUAGUGGCGGUGGUGGUUAUGGUAGUGGUGGUGGUGGUUAUAGUAGUGGUGGUGGUGGUUAUGGUAGUAGUGGUGGUGGUGGUGGUUAUGGUGCAUAUAAUGCUUAUAUCAGUGCAGCAACAAGAUAUGCAGCAUUAGGGGCUCCUACAUUGUAUGAUCAUCCAAGUUCUUUGUAUGGAGGAAGAGGUGGUAGUGGUGGUGGUGGUAGCCAGUCCAGUCGAGGAAUGGGAAAAAAGAUUUUUGUUGGUAGGCUACCCCAAGAGGCCACGUCUGAUGAUCUUCGCCAGUAUUUUGGAAGAUUUGGUCGUAUUUUGGAUGUUUAUGUGCCUAAGGAUCCAAAACGAAGUGGUCAUAGAGGCUUCGGUUUUGUUACUUUCGAGGAAGAUGGUGUGGCAGAGCGUGUUUCUCGUAGAACACAUGAAAUUUGUGGACAACAGGUUGCAAUUGAUUCAGCUACCCCGCUGGAUGGGGCUGGUGGUAGCAUUGGUGGUGGUGGUAGUUCGGCUGGUUCAAGUGCAAGUUAUUCGAGCGCGAGUUACAUGGACGGUGGUGUUGAACCAUUUGUUGGUUAUGGAGGUCCUAUAAGAACCUAUGGUAGAAUGUAUGGAAGCCUUGAUUUUGACGAUUGGGGAUAUGGGAUGGGCAGUGGAUUGGGCGGCGGUUUGGGUGGUGGUGGCUCAAGGGCAUCGCGAUCUGAAUACAGGUAUAGACCAUACUAGUAUUGGUUUGGGAAGAGGAAAAUAACAAGCAUUGAUUUGGUGUUUAUUGUUGGAAUAUUAAUACUUUAGAUUCUAUUGCAUUUGACAUUUUUUUACUUGGACAUGCAAAAUCUUGUACUUGUUUUAACUAAUCUUUUAUUAUAAUCAACACAAAAUAAUAUAUAUUCUGGAGCUUAUUUUAA
Molecule: messenger RNA, 1879 nt
Organism: Impatiens glandulifera
Lineage: Eukaryota; Viridiplantae; Streptophyta; Magnoliopsida; Ericales; Balsaminaceae
Product: heterogeneous nuclear ribonucleoprotein A1
Exons: 14
Coding region: 381-1697 (438 amino acids)
Biological process (GO): regulation of gene expression
Cellular component (GO): nucleoplasm
Molecular function (GO): RNA binding
Source: RefSeq, a predicted model, not a curated record